Messenger RNA from Salvelinus fontinalis (brook trout), 2089 nucleotides. RefSeq names its product tumor necrosis factor alpha-induced protein 8-like protein 3. NCBI's taxonomy places the organism in Eukaryota, Metazoa, Chordata, Actinopteri, Salmoniformes, Salmonidae. The transcript has 2 exons. Bases 582 to 1190 code for a protein of 202 amino acids. Gene Ontology annotation, biological process: regulation of apoptotic process. Gene Ontology annotation, cellular component: cytoplasm. The record is from RefSeq and is a predicted model, not a curated record.
AAAGAGAGGGAGGGAAGGAAAGAGAGGGAGAGAUAGGGAGGGAGGGACUGACCAGAAUGACGGAGGGAGGAGGGACAGGAGGAGGAAAGUAGAGGAGAGGAAGAGAGAUAUUGAAGUAGUCAGCACAGUUAGCGAGUGAGGGAGGGAGCCAGGGAGAAGAGAGAAAGAAAGAGUGAAAGAGGGAGCAAAAAAAUAAAGAGCAAAAGAGGUACAGUUCAGCAAAUCAGGGCUUUCAGCCAGUCACAGCUAUUCUCUACUCAGCUGCUGUGUUCUAGCCAGAGAGGAGAGUUUCACUGCCUCUGAAAAGCGAGAGAGAGAAACAAAAAAACGAGAGAAAGAGAGAGGGGAAAAAGCUAACUCGCUGUGGAAGAGUGGGAGAGAGAGAGCAAGAGAGCAAGGGAGACAGAGAGAGAGAGGCAGAGAGAGAGAGAGAGAGAGAGUGAGAGAGAGAGAGAGAGAGAGAGAGAGAGAGAGAGAGAGAGAGAGAGAGAGAGAGAGAGAGAGAGAGAGAGAGAGAGAGAGAGAGAGAGAGAGAGAAAGAAAGAAUAAGAGGUUCUCUGUCCAGAGUUUAGGAGGAGAAAAUGGAUUCCGAAUCGGGGGAGCAGAGUGAGGGGGAUCUCUCUCCAGGCCAGGAGUGUUUCAACUCUCGCUCCCUGGCCCUCCAGGCACAGAAGAAGAUCCUAUCCAAGAUGGCGACCAUGGCGGUGGCCAACCUCCUGACGGACGACGUCAGCAGUGAGAUCCUGGACGAGCUGUACAAGGCCAGCCGGGAGUUCACCAAGAGUAAGAAGGAGGCCCACAAGAUUGUCAAAGACGUCAUCAAGAUCGCCCUGAAGAUCGGCAUCCUGUACCGCAACCACCAGUUCAGCCCGGACGAACUGGACACGGUCGAACGCUUCAAGAAGAAGAUGAACCAGGCGGCCAUGACGGCGGUCAGUUUCUACGAGGUGGACUACACGUUCGACCACCGCAUUCUGUCAGAGUUGCUGCUGGAAUGCCGGGAUCUUCUACAUGCGCUGGUGGAGCAGCACCUGACCCUGCGGUCGCACACUCGCAUCGACCACGUGUUCAACCACUUUGCUCACGGGGAGUUCCUGGCCGAGCUGUACGGAGACGGAGAGGAGUACAGACUGUACCUGAGGAAGAUCUGCAACGGGAUCAACAAACUGCUGGACGAGGGAACGCUUUAACCUCUGACCCCUGAUCUCUCACCUCUCAACUUUGACCUGACAUUUGACCCUGCUGGUCGUUCCCUUCCUAUUACUCAAUCUCCAUGGUUGUGGCUCAAUAAUCCCCCCAUUCCCAUGAAGUGUGCACUUGUUCACUUCACUUCAUGGAUUUGAAAGGAAAUGAUUGGUAUAUGGAACCUCCUUGAAGCCCAUGUCUACACUAAUCCAAUAUUUUUACAUUAGUUGGAGUAGCAAAUGAGUGCACACUUCAGGAAGAAGGAGAGAUUAUUGGGACACACUCCUCUUCCUCCGGUCUCUCUACGGAUCUGCUUUCCCUCCUCCUCUCAUUCCUUCUCUUUUUUUAAAUCCGCUCCUGAUCUGUUCUGUUCUACCUUUAACCUUAUUUUUCCUCCUGUUCUCCCACUUCCUCCUCUCUUUUCUCUCCUCCUGUUCUCCCACUUCUUCCUCUCUUUUCUCUCCUCCUCUUCUCCAACUUCCUCCUCUCUUUUCUCUCUUCCUCUCCCACAUCUUCCUCUCUUUUCUCUCCUGCACUGAUCUCUCUUUUAUUCUACUGAGCUUCCUGGACUCCUUGUUUCUCUCCUUAUUCUCCUGCUCCUCUUCUUUCCUCUCCUUGUUUCUCUCCUUAUUCUCCUGCUCCUCUACUUUCCUCUCCUUGUUUCUCUCCUUAUUCUCCUGCUCCUCUCCUUGUUUCUCUCCUUAUUCUCCUGCUCCUCUUCUUUCCUCUCCUUGUUUCACUCCUUAUUUCUAUGGAGUUUCCAUGACGUUGAUGAACUGUAUGUAUAAUUCUAAGAUAUUUAACUGGUGUCACAACUCUGUUCUGUGAGGUAUUUUCUCUACAUCCCUCUCCCUCUCCCUCUCCCUCUCCCUCUCCCUCUCCCUCUCCCUCUCCCCCUCCCUCU